Molecule: messenger RNA, 1663 nt
Organism: Cloeon dipterum
Lineage: Eukaryota; Metazoa; Arthropoda; Insecta; Ephemeroptera; Baetidae
Product: epoxide hydrolase 4-like
Exons: 8
Coding region: 1-1452 (483 amino acids)
Biological process (GO): cholesterol homeostasis; phospholipid dephosphorylation
Cellular component (GO): peroxisome
Molecular function (GO): magnesium ion binding; lipid phosphatase activity
Source: RefSeq, a predicted model, not a curated record
AUGCCUGGUCAUUUUUCGGAAGCAAUCACUCUCAUGCAAGCAUCUGCUGUUUACCUGGGCAGCGUUAGUGGGCGUGUCCUAUCCACACUGCCUACAGUAGUGAGCGCUGUCACGCCCCCUAUAUACAACCACCUGCGAGAAAUAAUGUUUCGGACGAGUCAAGUGAUCAAAGAACGGCUGCUGCAAAAUACUCACGAGUUCGCCGAGAAGAAGGAGCCCGUUGUGGUUGUUCCUGUUUUGGAGAGACUAGAAUUUUACGCCGUCGGUGCUCUCUGGGCAGUCCUUGCCCUUUUUCAGCUGAUUGCUUUUUGGUUUUGGAAUGCCAAAAAAUACUUCGCCAGAAAGAAGCGCGACAAACCGGCGCCCAACUGCCUCACCGAUUCCUCGCUUGGCACGCAUUCCUACAUCAAGUUGAAGGGCGCCAAAUUGCAUUAUGUUGAAGCUGGAGAUCGUAACCAACCUUUGAUGAUCUGCCUUCAUGGGUUCCUGGACUGCUGGAUUGGAUGGAGGUUCCAGAUUCCAACUAUGGCUCAGAAUUUUCGGAUUGUGGCAGUUGAUUUGAAAGGAUAUGGUGAUUCUGAAAAGCCAUUGUCAAGAGGAAAAUACGAGAUUGAACAAGUUGUCGAGGAGUUGGCGGAAUUCAUCACUGCAGUUGCUGCGGAUAGAAAAGACCAAAAAUGCGUCUUGGUCGGCCAUGACGUUGGUGCCCUUGUUGGCUGGUUCUUGGUUUAUUCCCAUCCAGAACUCAUCAGCCGCUUCGUCAGCAUUUCUUGUCCCCACCCAAAUGUGUUCUGGAACUUGCUUGAGAGCACUGCGCUGUUCAACAAAAAGAUGGUGCAACAGAGCCAGUUUCCUGAAAUCAUGGAGCGAUGCCUGAUGCUGAAUGAUUUAGCUAUAAUUGACUCAGUGCACAGCCACGUUCAGGCCCAUCCAAACUCAGGAGUCGUCUCCAAAGAAACCUACAAAUUUGUCUUCUCGAGAAAAAUGGAUUGGACAGGUGCUUUGAACUACUACCGCACUCUGUGGAAGGCCCGGAUCAACCCUGAGCUGGUCGGCAAGUUGGAUGUACCCCUCUUGCUAAUUGUUGGCGACAGAGAGCAGUCCUUCUCGUUGGAGACAGCCAUUCGGUCGACAGAACUCGAACCCAAACUGGUUGUCAGGGUGGUGAACGGUGCCGGCCACGCCCCUCACCAAGAAGCAGUGCCGCAGGUCAACAAGCUGCUCCUCACCUUUCUAGCAGUUACAGACAGCCAGCCUGGGUUCAGGAUUUCAGCGAUGAAAAGCUCGAUCGUGGAGCCGGAACAAAACGGAAUUGUCAACAGAAUGAUUGGAGCUCUGAAUUCGACCUACAGCUUUGGCAACCAGAUGCUCGAGCAGGUCACCAGGAAAAAAGACCCUCUAGCCUUGCCAUACCGCACCCGUGGCUGCAAUACCCAACUCGCUCCUCGAUGAUACUUUGGAGCAUCAGGGAAAUGUUAUUGUGAUCAAUGUAAAGUUUUGUGACCUAUAUUUUUGUACCGCGUCUUUUGCAAAGCGAUAUUCUGCAAAAGCAGAAUUUCGCUUGUUGAAUCUCGAAGAUUCCUAUUUUUCAGAUAUCUAUACUAUACACUCACAUCACAUAAUGUUAUGUUUCCAAUUAAAGUGCUAUUGUUGUUUUGAAAAA